This is a messenger RNA of Tachysurus fulvidraco (yellow catfish), 2198 nucleotides long. RefSeq names its product formiminotransferase cyclodeaminase N-terminal like 1 (gene ftcdnl1). The transcript is spliced from 6 exons. The record is from RefSeq and is a predicted model, not a curated record. Gene Ontology annotation, molecular function: folic acid binding; transferase activity. The coding region runs from base 141 to 1118 and encodes 325 amino acids. Lineage: Eukaryota; Metazoa; Chordata; Actinopteri; Siluriformes; Bagridae.
CACGGAAGUUUGGAUCCGUUUCGCGGAAGCACGAAAGACACUGAUCUGUAAAGCAUAUACUAAACUGCAGCUUUGCCGCGGAUUGAUUUGUAAAUCAGCGGAGUUAAAAGGUCGACUUUGGUAGUGGACUUAGUGCAAGCAUGACCUCAGCUCUGGGUCGCCGCCUGGUUGCGUGUCUUCUGAACAUCUCUGAGGCUCUGGACAGAGAUGUGGUGGAGAAGGUGGCACAUGCAGCCAUCACCCACCAGCAUGGGGGAAGACGAAAAGGUGCGACUGUCCUGAACAUCUUCAGUGAUCGUGACUACAACCGUUCUGUUCUCACCAUUGUGGCAGACAUUGAGCUAAUCGGGGAUGUGGUUCUGUCAGCAUCCAAGCGAGCGUUCUCGCUGAUCGACAUGUCGGUGCAUGAAGGAAUCCACCCUUGCAUGGGAGCUGUGGAUCUUGUGCCUUUCUACCCUCUGGGAGAGGAGGUGAGCAUGGAGGAUUGUGCAAAAAAGGCUCAAGCUAUUGGAACAGCUCUGAUUGAGCAAGUGCCAGGCACCAGCGCGUUUUUCUUUGGCUGGGCAGAUAGACCGCUGCAUCGUGGCCUUGCUCACAGGAGGAAAGAGUUAGGCUGGUUCAGGAAGGUUCCCAACAUGGCUGCCGUCCGGUCUGACAUUGGACCACCGCCUGGGAGACGAUACGGACUAACAGGCAUCGGAGCAAGCCAUUAUGUAAUGAAUUGCAACGUAACCAUCGAUACCCAGGAAGUAUCUUUAGGGCGGGACGUUGCCGCAGCCAUCCGGGAGUCUAGUCCAGGAGGAAUCCCGGGGGUGCAGGUCAUCGCUCUUCCACAUGAAGGGAUGGUGGAAAUUGCCUGCAAUGUAGAAAGUGUCCCCAGUUCAGCUGCUGGAGGAGAAUCAUGGCCAGCAUUCAUAUUUGGGGAACAGACAUACUGCCACGCUCCAGCUUCACUCAUCACCACACGUGUAGCUGAACUGGCCAGAAGUUGGGGUGUGAGGACACAAGGAACGGCCCUGGUCGGGUUCACGCCGCUCGAGUGUAAGAAACUGGCGGAAACAGCGCUGUCUCAGGAUAUCGGACACUUCUGGAAGGAGCUCCACGGAGUGCACAUGUAGUACUAAAGCUUCUACUACAACUGGGAUGCUUGACAGGCAUCUACCUGGAAAAUGAACGGUGCUCUGAGUUAUCGGUUGUGGUGCACUUGUGAUCAGGGUUGCCAGACUUCUGUAACAAAACCAGCCAAAUAACCAGUUAAACUCUCCCAAAUACCAAAACUAAAUAUUGCUCUCAUCUUUAUAAAAUAUUUUACACUCACUGUUACACAAUAGGUGGGAUGUGGAAUAGUGUGGUAUCCUAGUGGUUAAGGUGUUGGACUACUGACCAGAAGGUCAUGAGUGUGAAUCCCAGGUCCACCAAGCUGACACUGCUGGGCCCCUGAGCAAGACCCCUAACCCUCAAUUGCUUAGUUGUAUAAAUUGAAAUAAAAUGUAAGUCACUCUGGAUAAGGGUGUCUGCUAAAUGCCAUAAAUAUAAAUAUAAAUAUAAAUAAUAAUUAUACAUUAUACACAACUUAAAAAUCAGUGAUGUGUAGUAGCGAGGUGCACAGUCAUUUUACCUUAAUAUUCACAGCUGGGGAAUAAAAUCAUUCCGGUCUGUUCAUUUUUAAACAAUUUCAGAUAUCAUUCUGCAUCUCAUCAGUUUGCUCAUUGAUAGAAUAGGCAUUGUUUAGAGUAAGACAUGUAAGCAACAUGUCAAAAGUUUAUUUAACCUGUGCAAAUAAUGUUGGAAACUUGGUAACUCUGCUUGUGAUACAAGUGUCGAAAUUUAGCGUUGUACAGUGCAUAGAAAAAGAAUGGCUAAACAGCUGAAAAUACUAUAAAGGUAAAUCUCUUGCUGUGCUUGAAUAAAAAACCUGACAAUCCAAAUUCUGCAUUCUGUCCCUGAUCUUAUGAACUGCAGGUUAAUAAAGUUAUUUGCAAAAGUGUGCACCCAGCCUCAUUUCCCUAAAAAAAUCUUACUUGUACUUUAUUUAUGCAGUUUCUUUGCAAAAUAUAUAUAGAAAGCUUGUGUAUUUGUGUUAAAUGCUGUUUGGAGGACACAAAGUGUAGAAAUACAGAAGUUUCAAAAAAUGACUUGUAAUUUUAUUCGUUUUACAGAAAGUGUUGGGCUUCAGCAGAUUAAAUGAGUUAUGUUUA